GAGCAACGCCUCCUGGAAUGAAGUUUCUUUGAGGUGUUGGAGGAGCCUGAGCAACUAUGAGAGAGAAUCAGAGAAUCGGGUGGCAGAAAUGCACCAAAACCACCAAUGUCAAACAUUUGAGGUUCAUGAGGAGCCACGAUGCCCACACGCAGCCAGAGGAGCAAAUUCUCAUCAACCGCUAUGAUAUCAUUAGUAAAAAGGACUUCUGGGACAUGGAGGAGUUCAUCACCGGCAUGUACAUCAAGCAGCUGCUCCGACACUGGACCUUCCAGCUGCUGCUGGCCGUGCUGCUGGUGAUCAACGCCAUCACCAUCGCUCUCCGCACUAACGCCAUCCUUCACCAGAAACACUAUGAGUUGUUCUCUACCAUAGAUGAAAUUGUGCUGACCAUCCUUAUCUGUGAGGUUAUUCUCAGCUGGUUAAAUGGCUUCUGGAUUUUCUGGAAGAAUGGCUGGAACAUCCUCAACUUCCUUAUCGUCUUUACCUUGAUCCUGGCGCUCUUCAUCAAUGACCUCGAUGUCAUCUCUGUCACCUAUACCCUCAGGACGCUGCGUCUGCUGCACGUGUGCAUGGCGGUGGAGCCCCUGGCCCGGAUCAUCCGUGUCAUCGGGCAGUCGGUGCCCGACAUGGCCAAUAUCAUGGCCCUCAUCCUCUUCUUCAUGCUGGUGUUCUCUGUGUUUGGGGUCACUCUCUUUGGUGCAGCCGUGCCCAUGCAUUUCCAGAACAUGCACGUUGCCCUGUAUACCCUCUUCGUCUGCAUCACCCAGGAUGGCUGGCUGGACAUCUACAAUGACUUUCAGAUGGAGAAGAGGCAGUAUGCAGUGGAGUUUGGGGGAGCCAUCUACUUUGCCAUCUUCAUCACCAUAGGUGCCUUCAUUGGCAUCAACCUGUUGGUUGUUGUGGUGACCACCAAUCUGGAGUUAAUGAUGAAGGCAGGAGAGCAGAAGGGGCAAUCGCAUCAAAUGACCUUCAGUGAGAUAGGUGACCUGGAUCAGGAUAAGAAUAAUAAGCUGCCACUGGUGCACUGUGUGGUCGCCCGGUCCGAGAAGUCUGGCCUCCCCCAGGAACCGCUUGUGGGGGCUCCCCUGUCAAACCUCUCAGAAAACACCUGUGACAACUUUUUCUUGGUGCUGGAGGCAAUACAGGAGAACUUGAAGCAGUACAAGGAGAUUCGAGAUGAGCUCAAUGAGAUAGUGGACGAGGUGCGCUCCAUCCGCUUCAACCAGGAGCAGGAGGAGGAGCUGCUGCAGAGGCGCUGGUCACUGAGCCUGUCGCUGGAGAGCGGGUCCUCCAUAGACAUCCGAGAGGUGACCCGCGAGCAGGACUUGAUCACUGCACUCAUCACAAGAGACAAGGUUCAGGAGUCUACAACAAAUAUACUCCUUAGUAAACGUAAGGGCAGCCGCUGAGAGGCAGGAAGAUGCCAUGGGGCCUGCAUGCACACAUCCAGGCGCUGCAACUCCCUGCGUCACUAGCAUGACGCGUCGCUAGCAUGACUCGGCACAGCCUGACCUGAGCCCAUGCUCUUACACCUGGGCAGAAGCCUGGAACACAAGUCCAGGGGAGCCAGGAUGGAGAAGAGUGCUGGAUGAGAGUCGGAGCCUGAGUGCAGAAGGGGUGCUGGCCAAAACAGCCAGGGUUUGGUCUAAGAGUGGGCAUCCCUGGCACUUUGCUCUAGGCAAGAGCUAAAUGUGGCCGAGGUGUGCCCAAGCACUGAGAGGAAAAGGAUGAGGCCAGUGGGGCCAGGCAUCUAUGUGUUGCAAUAAAGUUUUGU
Talpa occidentalis (Iberian mole) is the source of this 1774-nucleotide messenger RNA. RefSeq names its product cation channel sperm associated 4 (gene CATSPER4). The record is from RefSeq and is a predicted model, not a curated record. The transcript has 11 exons. Gene Ontology annotation, molecular function: voltage-gated calcium channel activity; calcium-activated cation channel activity. Gene Ontology annotation, biological process: transmembrane transport; flagellated sperm motility; sodium ion transport. The coding region runs from base 57 to 1409 and encodes 450 amino acids. NCBI's taxonomy places the organism in Eukaryota, Metazoa, Chordata, Mammalia, Eulipotyphla, Talpidae. Gene Ontology annotation, cellular component: CatSper complex; sperm principal piece; acrosomal vesicle.